UUUAAGCAGAUGACCAACGCAGGGCUAUCGAUUCAACGAAUAAAAUGGGACGAUUGUUUGCUGCUACUAUCCCUUUGUCUUAUGGUACAAAUUUCUGUGGCCCUCAACCCGAGCAGAAUUAUCGGCGGAAAGCUGGAUACAAUAGAAAAUAAUCCCUGGUUGAUAUCGAUCGCCGUUGAAGAAUUUGGUGGCCAUUUUUGCGGGGGUUCAUUAAUUACACCUUCAUGGGUGUUAACAGCGGCGCACUGUUUAGUCGAGGUUACCGAUACAAGAAGUCUCCUGUUACGGGCUGGUUCUGACCACAAGAAUUACGGGGGAGAAAUACGAAAGGUGAGGCAGAAGAUAACACAUCCCGAUUUUCAACGGUAUUAUCCGAUGGAUUACGACUAUGGCCUUAUGGAGACACGUAGGCCAUUCGUGUUAGGUCCUAAAAUAGCCAUUAUCCAACUGGCUGGUAUUGACGACUCUCUGCGUAUUAACCAGGACUGUAAAAUAGCCGGUUGGGGUGUAACGAACAAUCCGGCGCAAAUUCACCGACCACUGAAAAGUGCCAUCGUAAAAGUAGGAAAACUCGAAGACUGUAGAGCGAAAUACGUGCCUGACAUUAUAACGAACAACAUGGUUUGCGCUGGGGGCAAUGGCAAUGACGCCUGUCAGGGUGACUCUGGUGGUCCGAUCAUUUGCGGCGGCAAGCAAUUCGGAGUCGUUUCCUGGGGAAGACAGUGUGGUGUAAUAGAUUAUUAUGUAAUUUACGCCAGUGUAACAGUAAUUCGAAGGUGGAUUUUCGAUUAUGUCGGUGUUUGA
Messenger RNA from Wyeomyia smithii (pitcher-plant mosquito), 804 nucleotides. Its product is annotated as trypsin 3A1-like. Bases 10 to 804 code for a protein of 264 amino acids. Lineage: Eukaryota; Metazoa; Arthropoda; Insecta; Diptera; Culicidae. The record is from RefSeq and is a predicted model, not a curated record. Gene Ontology annotation, biological process: proteolysis. The transcript has a single exon. Gene Ontology annotation, molecular function: serine-type endopeptidase activity.